Messenger RNA from Euleptes europaea (tarantolino), 388 nucleotides. RefSeq names its product huntingtin interacting protein K (gene HYPK). The transcript is spliced from 4 exons. Gene Ontology annotation, biological process: protein stabilization; negative regulation of apoptotic process. Lineage: Eukaryota; Metazoa; Chordata; Lepidosauria; Squamata; Sphaerodactylidae. The coding region runs from base 5 to 388 and encodes 127 amino acids. The record is from RefSeq and is a predicted model, not a curated record.
GGCGAUGGCGGCGGAGGGGGACGUGGAGCUGGAGCUGGAGGCCGAGCCCAACGGCUCGGCGAGCGGCGCCGACGGCGGCCGGCCGGCCGAGAAGCCGCGCAAGCACGACAGCGGCGCCGCCGACCUGGAGCGCGUCACCGACUACGCCGAGGAGAAGGAGAUCCAGAGCUCCAACCUGGAGACGGCUAUGUCUGUGAUAGGAGACCGAAGAUCCAGAGAGCAGAAAGCCAAGCAAGAGCGAGAGAAGGAACUGGCCAAAGUUACUAUCAAAAAAGAAGAUUUGGAGCUGAUUAUGAACGAGAUGGAGAUAUCCAGGGCAGCAGCAGAGCGCAGCUUACGAGAACACAUGGGAAAUGUAGUGGAGGCACUGAUCACGCUUACCAAUUGA